AUGGCAACUUUCACUCGCCUGGCUGCGAAGAGACUAUGCUUUGCCCGGCCGUCCGCCUUUAAGGCGAACCCGCCGGCGCUGAAGGCAUUCGCCAUACGCCCAUUCUCAAGCACAAGAAUAUCGAGGGCAGAGGCGUACACGCCCACUACACUUACGGAGUCUGGCCCUGCAGGGGCGGCGCUCGAUGCUGCUUUUAUUACGGACGAUGCCAAACACGACCCUACUGCGAUCGAGAACAGAAAGAUCAGACACUAUACCGUCAACUUCGGACCCCAACAUCCGGCUGCUCACGGAGUGUUGAGAUUGAUUUUGGAAUUGAACGGAGAGCAGAUCAUUCGUGCUGAUCCUCAUGUCGGACUUCUUCAUAGAGGUACGGAGAAGUUGAUCGAGUACAAGACAUACUUGCAAGCCUUGCCGUACUUUGAUCGUUUGGAUUACGUUUCCAUGAUGACCAAUGAGCAGUGCUUCUCAUUGGCUGUGGAAAAGCUGCUUAAUAUUGAGAUUCCGACGCGAGCUAAAUUCAUCCGUACUUUGUUCGGUGAAAUCACUCGUGUCCUUAACCAUCUCAUGUCCGUCUUGUCACAUGCUAUGGAUGUCGGUGCCCUGACGCCCUUCUUGUGGGGAUUCGAGGAGCGUGAGAAGUUGAUGGAAUUUUACGAACGUGUGUCUGGUGCUCGUCUCCACGCCGCCUAUGUCCGCCCUGGCGGUGUCCAUCAGGACAUCCCCAUCGGUCUCCUGGACGAUAUCUACCAAUGGGCCACCCAAUUCGGUGACCGCAUUGAUGAGACUGAAGAGCUGCUCACCGACAACCGGAUCUGGGUCGCCCGUACCAAGGGUAUCGGUGUCGUCUCCGCUGCCGACGCGCUCAACUACUCCUUCACUGGAGUUAUGCUCCGUGGUUCCGGUGUUGCCUGGGAUGUCCGUAAAGCUACCCCAUACGAUGCCUAUGACCAAGUAGAUUUCGAUGUUCCCGUGGGUAUUCAUGGAGACUGCUAUGACCGUUACCUCUGCCGUAUGGAGGAGUUCAGGCAGUCGCUCAGAAUCAUCCACCAGUGCCUUAACAAGAUGCCUUCCGGUCCUGUCCGUGUAGAAGACUUCAAGAUCUCCCCGCCCCCAAGAGCGGCAAUGAAGGAGAACAUGGAGGCGCUCAUCCACCACUUCCUGUUGUAUACCAAGGGUUACGCUGUUCCCCCUGGUGAGACCUACAGUGCCAUUGAGGCACCAAAGGGUGAGAUGGGUGUGUUCGUCGUUUCAGACGGUAGCGAGAGGCCGUAUAGAUGCAAGAUCCGAGCACCAGGUUUCGCGCAUUUGGGAUCGUUUGAUCAGAUCUCUAGAGGACAUCUGUUGGCUGAUGCCGUCGCGAUUAUUGGAACCAUGGAUUUGGUGUUUGGUGAGGUUGACAGAUAA
This is a messenger RNA of Morchella importuna, 1407 nucleotides long. RefSeq lists its product as uncharacterized. The transcript has 6 exons. Gene Ontology annotation, molecular function: NAD binding; quinone binding; NADH dehydrogenase (ubiquinone) activity. Gene Ontology annotation, biological process: mitochondrial electron transport, NADH to ubiquinone. Bases 1 to 1407 code for a protein of 468 amino acids. Lineage: Eukaryota; Fungi; Ascomycota; Pezizomycetes; Pezizales; Morchellaceae. The record is from RefSeq and is a predicted model, not a curated record.